Molecule: messenger RNA, 1495 nt
Organism: Euleptes europaea (tarantolino)
Lineage: Eukaryota; Metazoa; Chordata; Lepidosauria; Squamata; Sphaerodactylidae
Gene: MCU
Product: mitochondrial calcium uniporter
Exons: 8
Coding region: 1-1131 (376 amino acids)
Biological process (GO): calcium import into the mitochondrion; mitochondrial calcium ion homeostasis
Cellular component (GO): uniplex complex; mitochondrial inner membrane
Molecular function (GO): uniporter activity; calcium channel activity
Source: RefSeq, a predicted model, not a curated record
AUGGCUGCAGGUUUCAUUGCUCCUCCGUGGCUAGGCCGCAAGCGGACCCAUCCGGGUCUCCCUCUUUCCUGUGGCCGGGGAGUUAAUCGGUCUUCAGUGCUGCCGAUGCACCCUUUUGUGUUGGCAGGAAGAGAAAUACUGAGCGGGAAAGAGAAACGGCCAAAGAGGACAAGGUUAAGAGGAGAGAGGGCGAAAGCCGGCUCAGAGAUGGGAUUGGGAAUAAAAGUGCACCAAAGGCUUCUUCCAUGGCAAAGCAUGAGAGUGGUCUAUUGCAGUACUGUAGUGCCCUCUGAUGAUGUAACAGUGGUUUAUCAAAACGGGUUACCUGUGAUAUCUGUGAAUCUUCCAUCCCGCCGUGAGCGUUGCCAGUUUACACUUAAGCCUAUCUCAGACUCCGUUGGAGUGUUCUUACGACAGCUACAGGCAGAGGACCGGGGAAUCGACCGAGUUGCCAUCUACUCACCAGAUGGCACACGAGUAGCCUCUUCAACAGGCAUAGAUCUUCUACUCCUUGAUGAUUUCAAACUAGUAAUUAAUGACUUGACUUACCAUGUUCGUCCACCAAAGAGAGACCUUUUAAGCCACGAAGACGCAACCACGCUGAACGAUGUAAAGACACUGGUUCAGCAGCUGUACACUACACUAUGUAUUGAGGAACACCAGCUGAAUAAGGAGAAGGAGCUCAUUGGGCGGCUAGAAGACCUCAGGCAGCAACUAGCUCCCCUGGAGAAGGUUAGAAUGGAAAUCUGCAGAAAAUCGGAAAAGAGGACCACCUGGGUGCUGUGGGGUGGGCUGGCUUACAUGGCCACUCAGUUUGGGAUUCUGGCCCGACUCACCUGGUGGGAGUACUCUUGGGACAUUAUGGAGCCUGUUACCUACUUCAUCACGUACGGUAGUGCCAUGGCAAUGUACGCAUACUUCGUAGUAACGCGCCAGGAGUAUGUAUACCCAGAUGCCAGAGACAGGCAGUACUUAUUAUUUUUCCAUAAAGGAGCCAAAAAGACACGUUUUGACCUAGAAAAAUACAAUCAACUCAAGGAUGCUAUUGCUCAGGCAGAAUUGGAUCUCAAGAGGCUUCGAGACCCUUUGCAGGUACAUUUGCCUGUCCGACAAAUCAGCGCUAAAGACUGAUUAGCUGAGGACCUCGGAUCCCUCGCAGAAAUGGCAAACCUGUUCAUAUCUCUCGCCUCUUCAACUAACGCAUUGCAGGUGGAAGCUGGGAGGUCUCCUGGGGGCAGAGGACUUUUUUUUUUACCAGUGAAAACAGAACAAGGAUCUUGCCUGGGGAGGGGGCCAUUGAAUUCAAUCAGAAGAUCAGGCACUGUGGGACGUUAAGUUUUUUCAAAGGGCUUGGCGAAUAUUGACACAUUCAAACGUUCUUUGUUUCUAGAUGGAAAAAGUAUAUAUUUUGAAGUUGGGCAUUUCAUGAACGGAAUGUUAGGAGGGGCAUAUCUUUCCAGCUUUGCAGUGUCUGCCUCUUGAUGAUGCAGCAGCA